AUGUCAACGGCUAUGAACAAUCCACAAACCGUCAAGCUUCUCGCUAAAUUACACGAGAAGGAGCGAGAACACGAAAACCUAUUGUUGAUUAAAGAGACGUCGGGGCAAAUGAUAACAUACUUUGAAGAAUUGGCGUUAAAGUUGGAUGAAUUGAACGAGGGCUGUGUAGCGGUAAGCACGAUUCUUCGUAACUGGCAGGCCAUUUUCAGAGUAAUUUCGCAGUCAGAGCCACAAGAGACUACUUUGGUCAGAUGGAGUGGAGCGACUAAAAAAGAUGCUCCACAAUGA
This is a messenger RNA of Paraglomus brasilianum, 288 nucleotides long. NCBI's taxonomy places the organism in Eukaryota, Fungi, Glomeromycota, Glomeromycetes, Paraglomerales, Paraglomeraceae. The record is from the annotation of a GenBank genome assembly.